UCUAUUUUCUCUGCUUGUCUAUAUAUUGAGAUACCAGCAGAUCCUUCAGAUACACACAGAAACAGAAGACAGAACCAGAGAACUCAGAACUGAGAGAGAGAGAGAGAGAGAGAGAGAGAGAGAGAGAGAGAGAGAGAAAAUGGAGACAGUUGUAGCAGCAAAACCAAUAAUUAAAGUGGCGGCACUAUGUGGGUCUCUUCGUAAAGCCUCGUACAACCGUGGCCUAGUUCGUUCAGCAAUCGAGCUGAGCAAGUCCAUCAAUGGCUUGGAAAUAGAGUACAUAGACAUUGAACCUUUGCCUAUGCUCAACACUGAUUUAGAGGGAGAUGGAACUUUCCCACCAACUGUUGAAGCCUUCCGCCAGAAGAUUAAAGAAGCUGAUAGCUUUCUCUUUGCCUCGCCCGAGUACAACUUCUCAGUCUCAGCACCUCUGAAGAAUGCAAUUGACUUGGCAUCUAGACCACCAAAUGUUUGGGCUGAUAAAGCAGCUGCAAUUGUAAGUGCUUCAGGAGGUUCUGGUGGGAGUCGGUCACAGUAUCACCUUCGCCAAAUAGGAGUUUUUCUAGAUCUUCAUUUCAUCAAUAAACCUGAGUUCUUCUUGAACGCACACGAACAUCCUGCAAAGUUUGAUGGCAAUGGUAACCUGGUUGAUGAAUCAUUCAAGAAGAAGUUGAAGGAAAUUCUUAUAUCCUUGCAGAGAUUUACUUUGCGCCUCCAAGGAAAGCUCUGAGAAACAAUUUAUUAUUCUUUGAUGAAAAUUAAUAAGUGAUUUGGCAUGUACUAUGCUGGCAUUACAACCUAUCCGAUUAUUUACUGCAGCACAAAUAAUAACAACAAGCCUUAAUUUCGAAUUUUAGAGUUGCCUAUAGAUCUUCAAUAGACUAGUUGGGGUAGGCCACAUGUAUUCUUAUGCUCCAUUCCAUUUUAUUUGAAGUUGUACUUUAUGUUAAUUAUUUAAUUGAUAAGUCUACUAA
Messenger RNA from Quercus lobata, 974 nucleotides. RefSeq names its product NADPH:quinone oxidoreductase-like. NCBI's taxonomy places the organism in Eukaryota, Viridiplantae, Streptophyta, Magnoliopsida, Fagales, Fagaceae. Bases 140 to 730 code for a protein of 196 amino acids. The record is from RefSeq and is a predicted model, not a curated record. Gene Ontology annotation, cellular component: cytosol. The transcript has 3 exons. Gene Ontology annotation, molecular function: FMN binding; oxidoreductase activity.